Messenger RNA from Stegastes partitus (bicolor damselfish), 1827 nucleotides. RefSeq names its product dCMP deaminase (gene dctd). The transcript is spliced from 6 exons. The coding region runs from base 78 to 647 and encodes 189 amino acids. The record is from RefSeq and is a predicted model, not a curated record. Lineage: Eukaryota; Metazoa; Chordata; Actinopteri; Pomacentridae. Gene Ontology annotation, cellular component: cytoplasm. Gene Ontology annotation, molecular function: zinc ion binding; dCMP deaminase activity.
UCCGGCUUCCAGCUGACGGGCAGCCGAGGGUCGGUGUCCGUGUCCAGAGCUCCAGAACCGGGACAGUCUGCCGGACCAUGGACGAGCUUCAGCAGCCCGGUGGGCCCAACAGCAGCACAACCCAGAAGAGAGAAGACUACCUGGAGUGGCCGGAGUACUUCAUGGCUGUCGCCUUCCUGUCGGCCCAGAGGAGCAAAGACCCCAGCUCACAGGUGGGAGCGUGCAUCGUGAACCAGGAGAACAAGAUCGUGGGCAUCGGCUACAAUGGCAUGCCCAACGGCUGCGAUGAUGACCUGCUGCCGUGGUCUCGGUCUGCUGACGACCGCCUCGACACCAAAUACCCCUACGUGUGCCACGCGGAGCUCAACGCCAUCAUGAACAAGAACAGCGCAGACGUGAAGGGCUGCAGCAUGUACGUGGCUUUGUUCCCCUGCAACGAAUGCGCCAAGCUCAUCAUCCAGGCAGGUCUGAAGGAAGUGGUGUAUCUCUCUGACAAGUACCACGACUCACCUGAGAUGACCGCAUCCAGAAGGCUGCUCACCUUGGCAGGGAUACAGUACAGGCAGUUCAAGCCCAAGAGGACCGAGAUUGUCAUUGAUUUUAAUUCCAUUAACCACCCUGGAAUGCUGAACCGCGCGACCAAGUGAAAAUGCAAAAGACUCACCUUGGGGAGCCGCUGAAUGAGGCGGGGAGGCGGAGGAGGAAUGACGAGAUUGAAAGGGACUUUGAUGCCUCUUUUCUGUAGGUCUUCUUGCCCCCUGCUUUGUCCAAAGGAAAACUCAAGGAUAUCUCGACUUUGCCGUCUUUUGAUAUUUUGAUUAACCGGAUAUUCAAGAUAGUUUCAUUUGACGCUUCGCCCUUUGUGGCUGACUGUAGCAGAAGGUCUUUCUUUGUUGCUUACACUUUUUUUCCUUUUAAAACUCCCUUUGGGUUUAGGAAUACACAAGGCCUCUGAACAAACUGUCUUGAGUGUUUGAUUUAAAAUCUUUUGUGCUGUGAAUCAGAUUUUUUCAUGGCUGUCUGCACAGGGGAAAACCUGAAAUCAUUUUUUUUUUCUCCUUCAAACAAGGUCCCAGACUGAUAGAGAGAACCUUGAUAUUCAGAUCACUUGGCCUUUCUUCGCAUUCACAGUGGAGGCUGCCCACAAAGUCAGCCAGUGGUGCGCCGGGAGCUGCCGUCAUUAGCGUCGGCCUGCGGCUGCCGUGUUAACACGCAGGGUUUUGGGGUGGCGGCUGCGUGCAUGAAUGUUUUAUGGGAGCGUUGUACAGAAUGACCAGGCCUCCUAGUCCCACAGCCUCAUGCUAAUUUUACUUGUACUGGACAUAAUUGUUUUUAAUGCAGGUUUGAUGCGUGCUGCUGAACCUGAUGAGGUUUUCUCUGCAUAUCAUUUACGGCUAAUUAGCGUUAAGCUAACACAAUGUUUGCAGACCUGUUCAGCCUGUUUUCUUUUAUGUCACAUUUUACUUUUUUCUAAUUGGAAUCUCCUCUGGAUUGUGAUGCUUUCUGCAACACGUGAGGAGUCAAAAGCAAGCGUGUUGAAUGCAUGAGUUUUUUUGUUUUCACUUUAGUGUCAUGAUAGCAAAGUGCUUUUUAAAACAUGUGAGUGUGGAUGAUGCUGCCACUUUAUCUAUGAGUGUUAGUCGAGCUGAAAACAGUCCAUCCUCGGGCUGUUCCGGUACCUGACGUGAUGCUUUAACAGCUGUAUGAAAACUAGUCGCUGGUCAUCGUGUGUCUGUGGACUGACCACAUGUAUGUACAUAAAGGUGACUCUUCAACUAUGUCCACUGUUGCUGCAGUUGAAGUCAAUAAAGGUGAGACCACGUGUGC